AUGCCUUCACCGCCACCGCAGCCAGUCCCAGCUCCCAAACAGCGUACGUCCAACCCUCAUGGAGGUCUCAAUGCCCCUCAGUCGAUACGGAUGGGCGCAUCGCCCAUGUCGUAUGGCGCCAUGACGGGUAUAAGCUUCACGAAUGGAGGUGGAUUCUCAUUUGAGAACAAACCUAGGAGUGUUAAAUGGGGUAAUACAACAGGGAGUGGACCCAUGGGGAGUUAUGGAGCGAGAUUCUACGGGGAUGCUGGUGGUGACUCACCUACCAUACCAUUUUCCACAUCCAUAACGAUGGAACCUUCUUCCUUUGCCGCCUCAGCCCAUGCAUUCAACUUACCAUCCGGAUCAAUGUCCUCAUCAUACCAUCGUAGAUCUUACGCCGCAGUAGCAUCUUCCAUCCCCAGAGGAGGAGACUACAACCUGUCAAACUCAUUCGCAUCCAUGUCCUUCCAACCCAUGUCAUUGGGCACUUCGUACUCGAAAUCCCAAGUCACGAAUAUGAUGAGGAAUAAACCUAGAUCAGAUGCCGAAUUAACACAGGCGUACGAAUGUUGUGGCAAGACACAUGCGGGUUUACACGCGUUGUUAGAACACGUAGAAGAUGUUCACCCAUUCUCUGAUCCGAAUAUACCUCCAGAUAAUACCAAUAAUAACAACAACAAUCCUGGAGGAUUCUCACCUGUCACCAACGCGAUGGACCUAGAUUUAGAUGAUGUCGAAGAGGAAUUGCCCUCGAAGAACAAGGCCUCUACAACCUCAGCUCGAUCGAGUAUAUCGCCAAAUUUGACUACCGCAGUACCCGUACCUUCGUAUCCUUUACCUACCUCAGGAAGUAAAGCUACUACACCCACCGAACAAGCUUCGAUCGGUAAAUCGCCAUUGAAACUUUCGGAUGUACUCAAAUCACCGCCCGAACUCGAAUCAUCCUUGACAGCCAAUGCAAAUGCCAGUCUGCUCGGUAACAAAGCAUCGAAUCUAACAUUAACCAGAACAGGUUCGUCCGGAUCUUCACCACCUGAAGGUAGUUUAGCUACUCCAACCACUUCCACGCAACCAUCACCUGUAUUUGCUCAACCGAAGAUCAAUCCUGCUCGGCAGAGUUUCCUCGGAUCAACUGGCGUGGGAAGUAGACCUGCAGCUCAGCAGAUGAGGUUCGACAGAGCGUUCAAUGAAGUUGUCGCUGGUCCGAAGACCACUACUGCCACCACUGCAGGCGAUGCCAACUCGACCGUACCUACAGCUGUAGCUCCAGGUGUAUUGUUCGCUUCUGCCGUAUCGAGCUUAGGUAUUCCAACGAUCCCACCUAAUCAACAAAAACAAAAUGGUCAAAAUACCACCAAUGCUACCACUAAUGGAGUCACGACGCCACAAGAGGAAAUACCAGAAGGUGCUACUACCGGUUCUGGCAAUACUACACCGAACAAGAAUGCCAAUGGAAUAUCGAUGAAUGAUAUUCAAUUACCCCAACCUUCCUUGUUCUCUAGUUCGAGACCUUGGAGAUGUCCCAAUCCGGGAUGCAAUAAAUCGUACAAGCAGAGUAACGGUUUGAAAUACCAUCAGAUGAAAGGACAAUGUGACUUCGCGAUUCAUGAUGCGGUUGAUCUCGGUUUGUCGCUCGAAGAAGCCGAGGAGAGGAAUAGACCGUACGUCUGUGCGGUAGGUGCGGGAUGUAACAAGAGGUAUAGACAGAUGAAUGGGUUGAAGUAUCAUUACCUCAAUUCAGGUGAACACGGUCAAUACGGUCUCCGAAUGUUACAAAAUGGUACUCAUCCUCUUCCACCAAACAUGCCUCCCCCUUCCAAUACAUCUACACCUAACGCAACCCCUCAAAAACCAUCUGCCGCUGGUAGACCCGUCUCUUCUACCACAUCGACUGCCAGGGCCGGUGCACCAUAUGCCAUCCCGUCUCAUGCGAAUGCCAAUUCAACCACUCAGAAUAGAAAUGGUGUAGGCGCUGGUGGGCACGGUCUCCCUCGGAUGGGCACUUGGCCAGCGCAGAGAACGGUCAAUGGUAAUGCUACGGCUCAAAGACCACCGCAGCAGCAACAGCAACAACAGGGAAUACCAAUUAAGUCGCAGCCCAAACCUCAGCCUCCGCCAAUUACCAAGGGUAGAGAUGCGGUGCUUUUCGCGGCUGUUGGUGGGGGAGAAGAUCCGAUGGAUGUUAUCGGAAGGAUGGAUCAGUAA
Molecule: messenger RNA, 2187 nt
Organism: Kwoniella botswanensis
Lineage: Eukaryota; Fungi; Basidiomycota; Tremellomycetes; Tremellales; Cryptococcaceae
Exons: 4
Coding region: 1-2187 (728 amino acids)
Cellular component (GO): nucleus
Source: RefSeq, a predicted model, not a curated record